GAUGGCUCUGAAUUUAUCCGCUGUGGUUAUAUCAUUCUAAACAGAGAUACCGUCGGACUGAACAAGUUCUAUUUGGACGAAGCUGAGUAUCCGCUGGAGGGUACAAUUGAAGUGUUUUGUCGCUGCACCACACUACCACCUGCCAUUGAAGUGGAGAAUAGAGGAUUUUUGGCAAUGUAUCAGACUGUAAGCGAAAUGGGCGCAUGGGAACGAUACUGGGCUGUUCUUCGCCGUGGCAUGGUUUAUUUCUGGCGUUAUCCUAAUGACGAAUCUAUGGAAAAGCGUCCCGUAGCGUUCAUGGAUCUAAGCAAGUGCACGAAUGAUGUGGUGGUAGCAUGCACUCCGGAACAAUGUCCUCGCGAAAAUUCAUUUAGCAUUGAUAUGCUGGUGUCCACAACACCAUCCAUGAUGGAAAAGAAGCGGUAG
Molecule: messenger RNA, 426 nt
Organism: Cylicostephanus goldi
Lineage: Eukaryota; Metazoa; Nematoda; Chromadorea; Rhabditida; Strongylidae
Source: the annotation of a GenBank genome assembly